AAAAGAAUCAACAAGCUCCUGCGUCUGCAUUGCGGAGCUCAUCACAUUCAGAUUUGUUUCACCUUCCAGUCAAAAACAGCGGAGUCAUGCUGUUCUUAACUCUGUUCUUCGUGUCUUCAGCGGCGGCCAUCCCUCUCCUGGGCACUGAACAAUGUGCUCGUGGGCCUCCCUACUGGUGUCAGAAUGUAAAGACUGCAUCUCUGUGUGGAGCUGUGACUCAUUGCCAGCAGAAUGUGUGGAACAAGCCCCAGAUGAAAACGGUGCCAUGUGACUUGUGUAAGGAGGUGGCGAUUGUGGUGGCGCAGAUACUGAAGGACAAUGCCACUGAGUCUGAGGUUCUUGGAUACCUGGAGAAAGCUUGCCAGCUCAUACAUGAUAAAGAUAUGACGGCAGAGUGCAAGGAGUUGGUGGAUGAUUACUUCCCUAUCAUCAUAGGAAUCAUUACCGGAGAACUGGAGGAUCCUGGUGUGGCUUGUGGUGCCAUUGGGCUGUGUACAUCUCAGCAGGCAGCUCUGGCUAAGGUUCUGGCUAAGGCUCAGGAUCCGGAACAGCUUAUGUCCAAUGAAAUCCCUCAGGUUGACCUUUCCCAGCCAAUGGUUCCUUUCCUCCUCAAUGUCCCUGGACUGCUCUAUCCCCAGGAGAGGCCCAAGCAGGAAGCCUCCAAACAGGAGACUCCAAAGCAGGAAACUGAUACUGUGUGCGAUGAUUGCGUCAAGUUUCUAACCGAUCUUCAAGCGCAAGCCAAGGCCAACGCCUCAUAUUUUGACAGUCUCAUUAAAAGUUUUGAGGAACAGUGUGACCAGCUUGGAGAAGGCUUGUCUGACAUGUGUAAACAGUAUAUUAGCCAGUAUGGUCCCGUUAUUUUCCAGCAGUUCAUGUCCAUGGAACAGCAACCCAAGGAUAUUUGUGUUGGCGCCGGCUUCUGUGCGGCCGCUAUGAAGAAGUCUGUUCCCAUGCUGAAGUUGGAGGCUGCCAAGAGGGUACCCACUGCCAAGGCUGUACCCGCUGUCAAACUUGUCCCUGCCACCAAAGUGGAGUCUGCUACUGACAAGUCUGCUAAGCCCAUGGUGCGUGUCCGUCAAAACCCAAGUUGUGCCAUCUGUGAGUUUGUGAUGAAACAGCUGGAGAGUCUGUUGGAGGAUCAGACAACAGAGGAGCAGGUGAUUCAAGCUGUGGAGAAGGUGUGCACACUUCUGCCCUCCAGUCUGAGUGAACAGUGUAAGAGUCUGAUUGAGGUAUACGGCGAGGCCAUCAUCGAACUGCUGGUGCAGGAGGCUGACCCCGAGUCUGUGUGCACAGUGUUGGGACUUUGCAAUAAUGCCAGACGCGCAUAUGUCCCUGCACUUGACCAAACUCGCUUUAAAGCUGGUGGCUUCUGUGAGGUGUGCAAAAUGGCUGUCAAUUACAUAGAAAGAAUUCUGGAGAAAAAUGCUACAGCAUCUGAGAUUGAGGAGGCCGUGAGGAAAGUGUGCCUCUUCCUGCCCGACUCUCUGCAGAGUGAGUGUGACCAGAUGGUUGAACAGUAUGAGCCAGCGCUUGUCCAGUUGUUACUCCAGAUGCUUGAUCCAGACUUUGUGUGCAUGAAAGUGGGAGCCUGCCCUGAAGCUGUGCGCCGGCUGCUUGGAACAGAGCAGUGCAGCUGGGGACCUGCGUUCUGGUGCAAGAACAUGGAAACAGCCACUCGGUGCAAUGCUGUGGCUCACUGCAGACGCCAUGUGUGGGUAUAAAGCCAGGAAGAUCGCCAUACACUGACCUGUAGGGAAU
This is a messenger RNA of Monopterus albus (swamp eel), 1764 nucleotides long. RefSeq names its product prosaposin (gene psap). Gene Ontology annotation, cellular component: lysosome. Gene Ontology annotation, biological process: sphingolipid metabolic process. The record is from RefSeq and is a predicted model, not a curated record. The transcript is spliced from 15 exons. NCBI's taxonomy places the organism in Eukaryota, Metazoa, Chordata, Actinopteri, Synbranchiformes, Synbranchidae. Bases 87 to 1727 code for a protein of 546 amino acids.